Molecule: messenger RNA, 926 nt
Organism: Stegastes partitus (bicolor damselfish)
Lineage: Eukaryota; Metazoa; Chordata; Actinopteri; Pomacentridae
Gene: cdk2ap1
Product: cyclin dependent kinase 2 associated protein 1
Exons: 6
Coding region: 86-448 (120 amino acids)
Cellular component (GO): nucleus; cytoplasm
Source: RefSeq, a predicted model, not a curated record
AGACAUUCCCAAAGAUGUUGUAAACAAAAAGUGAGAGACAGACGCUUCACUGAAUUUCGGGUCAUUUUUAUUUCUUUAAUUUACAAUGUCUUUGGGAAUGUCUUACAAACCCAACGUCCAUCAGCACAUUCCGGGAACUUCUGGGAACCAGGUUGGAAACCUUCAGUCUGCCUCAGCAGCUAACCUGGCCACGUUGCAGUCCUACAGGCCUCUUCUGAGCGACUAUGGACCUCCGUCUCUGGGAUUCUCACAGGGCUCCACUGGCAGCCAAGUGCCUCAGAACAAAUAUGCAGAGCUGCUGGCCAUCAUCGAGGAGCUUGGAAAGGAGAUCAGGCCCACAUAUGCUGGAAGCAAGAGUGCAAUGGAGAGACUGAAAAGAGGGAUAAUCCACGCCAGAGGGCUGGUGCGUGAAUGCUUGGCUGAGACGGAGAGAAACGCGAGGUCCUAGCUACGAACACACAUUCCUCCCUGCAACAAGAAGAACUUCAUUUCUUGAAAAAAAAAAAAAAACUUGCAUGGCAUUCCCUUUGCAAGGAGGAAGUAAAUGAACACAGGAUGGAAAAGCAAGCAGCUCCUAGAGAGAAAAAAAAAAUACAGAAAUGCAACUCAUGAGUCCUGAGGGUUCUGGAGGAUCAUUUAAAUCAUGUGUGGGUUAUUGGAAUUCAGAUGGGAGGAGAUCAUGUGUUUUUACGGCCCACUUUUGGGAUCUUAGUUCUGACUUCAUAUUUAAAACAUUGGUUUAUGCAUGCGAACGGGCCUGGGGGUUAACUGUUAGACACUGCAUGGCUUGUACAGGGGUAGAUGGAGAAGUUUUUUUGAUAGUAUUUGGUCUGUUUUUCAGACCCCUAUAACACAUGACUGAGUGAGUGAGGGACAGAGAUGUGCCAAAUGCAUCGGUUCAUUCGUGUUGAGGUUGGUUUUGGUAU